AAAUUUAUCAGACGCAACAAAAAUGCAAUUUUCACAGUAUAUAGAAAGUACUUUUUGAGAGGGAAAGUACUUUUUACAAUCAUAACGUUCACGUGAAACAGAACACUUUCUCAAGCGCGAAAACAGAGAGAAAAUGGAGGACAUCACAAGUGAAAGAGAAAUAGUUGAAGCUCUCAAGCCUAAAGUCGCAAUGCAAUGUGCUAAAUCUGCAAUUCUCAUCUCAUCGCUGAAAAAUACUACUCUAGAUUAUGCGAAUCUUAACCAAAACAAGAAUGAGAAGAAUUUGAAAGAGGUGGUGGAAUUGAAGAUGGAGAUAGUGAAGGAGAAAUUGAAGAACAAGAAGCUCAAACUCUGCAGCGUUACGGAAUUAUUGGUUCAAGUUACCGUUUUACUCUCCGUUUGGACCCUGCUGCUGUUGCUGGCGUUGAAUUGAUCCCAGUACUUCUGUUCGAUUCAUUUUGCUGCUCUAUUCAAUAGUUCCGUGUUGACUGUUCACAUUUUGUUCUUCAUUGAAGUAAACUUGUUUGCUAGUGUUAAAUUCUAGAAGUAUCUGAUAUCAACCUUUUGAUGCUGCAGUACUUGGGAACUCAGAUUUGAUCGACUUCGAUGCAUAUCUAUCAGACCAUGGCUUCAUGUACCAAAUAUUUCAAUAUUGUUGCAUCCAGUAUUUUCGUUUUGUUCUAACAGUAUCAUGAAGAUGUACUGCAGAUUUUUGAAAGUAUUGCAUGAUUUUAUGGUUAAUUAGGUGGUGUUCUGAUUGUGGAUAGUAAUUGUUUGGAAUCUUCUGAAUGUUCAAAUCUUCGUCAUCUGGCAUGAAAAUCAUUUCCUUUCGCAGUGGAACAUAUUUCUGAUUUGUUAGACUGCAUCGUGGAUAAUGCAAUGCUUCUGUAUUUUUAUUUUCUAGUGUUAUAGGUGUAAAUGUUGCAGCAGCAGAUUGCGUUGGCUUUACUUUUUCUAUUUCCAGUUUGCUCGGGCAAGUAAUCUGUGUUUUCUAGAAUUUCUCAUAUUCUAUUUACUUCCAAUUGAAUGCUUGAAUAGAUUUCGAUUCUAGAAAGAGAUUCACCAGUAAAAAUAGGUGGAGAAACUUUAUCUUUUUUAACUUUAAAAUAGGUGGAAGUAGCCAUUAAAAGACGAUCUACAUCACACCCCUAUGGUGCGGCCCUUCUCUAGACCCUGCUAAUGCGGGAUGCUUUGUGCAAGACCUCUUGUUGCAAUCUAAUAUAUUCUUUUCCCUCAAGGAUUGGUAAGUUAGUGACCAUGGGGUAAAAGAUGGUUAUUCUUUUUUCAUUUUUGGGAUAAGUAUUGCUAGUAAAGUUGCAAUCUCUUUUUGGGGGAUUUGGAGGGGCAUCUAAUUCCAACUGCUGUGGAUUACAGUAAUUGUGUAUGUUGGCUUAACUUUUGUGGCCUUAUUUUAAUGGAAUGAAAAGACACCUAGAUCAAUGUUAUGAGUCACUUUUUAACACUAGGAUAUGGAAAUGAAAGUGAUAAUUAAGGACAAUGAUGAUAUGAAGUGUCCAUGAAAACAGUAGUAGUAGAUUAAUAGGUGGAACUGACAUAUGCUUAGAUGUGGAAACUUGAACAACCAAAAAGUUUGUCUCCUAGUCUUAUUCAACAGCUGAUAAUUAAAGGUAGGUUUGGGUUUUAAAAGAAAAAAAUCCCAAUACAGUUGUAAUAAAGAAAUCAACACAUCUUGCUUUAAGAUUGGGCCAAUUAGGCAGCAACCUCCUCUCACCUUUUCACACUCCACCUUGCCCUUUCUAUAUUCCUUCUUAUGGGCAGAUCACUUGCUUGAUGUCACAGUUUUGCCUCAAUUUCAAGAAAACAAUGAUUUCCUUUCUUUGGUUAAUACUUCUAACACACAUCAGGUGGGUAAAUACAGCAGAUCUAGCAGAUGUUUCAACUUCAAAGGUCCUAAACAUAUUCAUAUUAGCCGGACAAAGCAACAUGUCCGGCCGAGGUGGUGUCAUUAACCAUGGCCAAAAUGGCCUGGCUAAUGAGACAUGGGAUGGUGUAAUUCCACCAGAAUGUCAAUCCAACUCAAACAUCCUCAGACUCAAUGCAGGACUUACAUGGGUUGAAGCUCAGGAACCACUUCACCAAGACAUAGAUUUGGGUAAAAUUUGUGGAGUUGGGCCAGGUAUGUCAUUUGCCAAUUCAGUUCUGAAGAGAGAUCCAAGUAUUGGAGUGAUUGGUUUGGUGCCUUGUGCUAUUGGAGGAACAAAUAUCAGCGAAUGGGCUCGCGGGGGUGUUCUGUAUAAUCAUAUGAUAAGGAGAACAGAAGCUGCUCUGCAAAGAGGUGGAAAACUUCAAGCUUUGUUGUGGUACCAAGGUGAGAGUGAUACAGAGACUCUUGAAGAUGCCAAAUUGUACAGAUUUAGACUGAAGAGAUUAUUCAAGAAUGUGCUCCGUGAUCUACAAUCACCUACAUUGCCUGUCAUUCAGGUGGCAUUGGCAUCAUCUAUUGGAUCUUAUAUGGAGCAGGUUAGAAAAGCUCAACUGAGUAUUAAUCUUCCAAAUGUGAGAACUGUUGAUGCCAAAGGGCUACCUUUAGGGAUGGAUUUUGUGCACAUUACAACACUAGCACAAGUCCAGCUUGGUCAAAUGCUGGCUGAUACCUUCCUUCAGACUCAACAGACUACUCAGGCAGUUCUUCUCCCUUUUCAGACAGAGACAGUGACUAGUAAUGCCCCGAUACGUUGCUCAAAUUUUGUUAUGAAUCUUCUACUUAGUCCGUUUAGGUAAUUCAGAGAUCGGAGAUUUAAUCAUGGCAUCGUGGGAUCAAGAUGGAACCCCGUCUAUAUGGUUCAUGGUUGCUUCAAUUCAUGCAAAAAGUAAAAAAACCAGAGAUUGGAACCGUACAAAAUCAACUAGUAGUUAACUAGAGUACAAAGUUUUCAUAGGAGGAUGAUACUCAAACCUCAGAGAAGGCCAGAAGGCAAAGGCAAAGAUUUAUUUUACGUUUCAUAAGCUCAAGUCUUAAUGUAUGUAAACCUCACUUGCACACAUAGUAUAUAAAGAUAUUUAUCAUAUAUUAUUAUAAGUGGGAAGGUUUUGAGUUCA
This is a messenger RNA of Solanum pennellii, 3060 nucleotides long. Its product is annotated as probable carbohydrate esterase At4g34215. NCBI's taxonomy places the organism in Eukaryota, Viridiplantae, Streptophyta, Magnoliopsida, Solanales, Solanaceae. The record is from RefSeq and is a predicted model, not a curated record. The coding region runs from base 1792 to 2742 and encodes 316 amino acids. The transcript is spliced from 3 exons.